Medicago truncatula (barrel medic) is the source of this 1579-nucleotide messenger RNA. Its product is annotated as inactive protein RESTRICTED TEV MOVEMENT 2. The record is from RefSeq and is a predicted model, not a curated record. Lineage: Eukaryota; Viridiplantae; Streptophyta; Magnoliopsida; Fabales; Fabaceae. The transcript has 2 exons. Bases 194 to 1429 code for a protein of 411 amino acids.
GUUGCAUCAAAAAACCAAAAUAUAUAAUAAAGAAUAAUCUCCAUGACAAGAAAACUCAUUUAACCAUAAUAUCUAGACUUUCAUAUAAAUACACAAACAAUGAAACAUAUAACUCAACAAGUGUCAUAAUCAAAGCAUUUGUAUAACUACAAUUUGGUGAGGCACAAAUAGUAAUAUUUAUUCUAAAGUUAUUAUGGCUUUCAAUUCACAACGUACAUUUAGAGCACCAACUUUCCGGUCACAACUUUCAGUUCGUCGUGUAUACGAGACUUUGCAGCCUCCAUCAGAGAUGAAAGAAACUCCUGAAGCUUACCUUCUUCAUGUUUAUCUUCCUGGUUUUACAAAGGAUCAAAUGAAGAUUGAGUUGCUGGACAUGUCACGAAAGUUGAGGAUUACAGGUGAACGACCGAUUCCAGGUAACAAAUGGAGAAAAUUUGACCAAACAUAUCCUGUUCCAGAAAAUAGUGAGGCAGAGAAACUUGAAGCCAAAUUUGAACAAGGUACUCUCAUCCUUAAAAUGCAAAAGAAGCCAAUUUCACAAUCAUCACAAGUAGCUCCUCAACAAGAAGUAGAAAAAAGUCCUUCAAAUAAUAAAGAUUUAGAUGAAGCAAAGGUUGAAAAAGCUCAAGAGACCAAUAUUCCACCACCACAAUCUACUAAUUUGGAAGAAUCAACUAAAGACAUGAAAAGUGAUUCACCUCAAACUUCUCAAAGCAUUGAAAAAAAGACACAAAAUGAUGAUGACACAUCAUCUCAAAUUCCUCAAAAGGGUCAACAAGAAUUUGAGCCAAAACCAACAUCUAAAGACACAACCAAUGACCAAAUAGAUGAAAAGUCUCAAAAGGGUCAAGAAGAAUUUGAAACAAGACCAACAUCAAUAGAGAGAGCCAAAACACAAAUAGAUGAAAAGCCUCAAAAUGGUCAACAAGUGUUGGAGUCAAAACCAACAUCUAUAGAGAGAACCAAAGCACAAACAAAUGAAAAGGCUCAAAAGGGUGAAGAGGAAGUAGAACCAAAAACAAUAGAGAAAUUGGUUACCAAAGAAAAUUUAGAGGAAAAGAUAGUAGGAAUGAGUGCUGAAGAUGCUGAGAAAGAAAGGAACUCAAAGAAGGAGGAAGUUGAAGAGAAAAAUGAGAAGACUUAUGAGUCAAGCAAGAAUCAAAACUUAGAAGAAAAGGAAGUUGAAAAAGCAGAACCUUCUGCUCCAAAUGUUCCAGAGAAGGAAAAGGAAUCUUGCUGCAGAAUUCCUCCCAAUCAAGAAGGAAAGAAUGGAAUCAGAAAAUUUGCUGCUACUUCUUCUCAGUUUGUGACGAGAAUUGCUGAAGGGAAAUUGAGUGGUGAAGAGAAACAUUUAGUUGAAAAUGUAGGUGCUGCAGUUCUAGUGAUUGCUGCAUUUGGAGCCUAUGUGUCAUAUUGGUUUUCCUCUUAAAGGAGAACUACAUAAUUUACUAGUUCUACUCAUUCCUCACACUUGCACAUCAAUAAAUGAUGAACCAUAUAUCAUGGUUUCUUAAACACAUAUCAGUCCAUGACUCAUAAUUUCUAAUUUAUUGGAAUAUCAAAUGCAAAGUUGUAAUGA